AUGCUGCUCAAGACACCGCUGCGCACGCCCGGCGAGCAGACGUCGCGGACGCCCAUCAUCGACUUUGGCUCGAUUGAGGCGGAAAAGGAAAACGUGCUGCCGCUGGCGCGCGGCCGGUCGGCGCACAAGCUGAGCAGCGUCAUGGGCGCCAGCAGCAGCGAGCGCAUGCAGCGACGGGCUGCGUGGGAGGAGGAAGUGGCCGAGGCGCGCCUCGAGGAGCUCGACGACCCCCUCGAGCCGUUUGCGCGCUACGUCAAGUGGUGCGUCGACUCGUACCCGUCGGGCCAGACGGCCGAGUCAGGCCUCGUGCCCCUGCUCGAGCGCGCCACCCGGCGCUUCAAGGGCGAGCCACGAUACGCGCAGGACAGCCGCUACCUUAACCUCUGGGUCCUGUAUGCGCGCAACGUCGACUGCCCCGCCGAUGUCUGCCACUUUCUCGUGGCCAACGACAUUGGCACGGGCCUCGCCACGCUGUACGAGGAGCUUGCGCGCAUGCACGAGGAGGCGCAUGCGCUGCAGCGCGCCGACGAGGCCUUUCAGCUCGGCAUCCACCGCCAGGCCACGCCGCUCAGCCGGCUCAAGAAGCGCUACGACGAGUUCCAGGCGCGGGUCAUCUCUGCCUCGUCUUCUGCCUCGUCUUCUGCUUCUUCUUCAUCGUCGUCAUCAUCGUCAUCAGCAUACAAAAGAGCACUGGCGCAGGCCAUGCACGACGCCUCGCGGUCCACGCUGGGCACCAAGACGCAGUCCGGCACGAGCAUGAGCGCCAACACGCUCCGUGGGCUGGGGCAGGCCAGUAGCAGCGGCAGCGCCCUCGCUGUGUCGUCGAGCAGCAAUGGCCAGCGGCCGGCCGUGUACGUGGACGGGGACGACAAGCAGCAGCAGGACGUCUUUGGCGGCGUGCCGGGCAAAAGGGCCGCGUGGGACAGCGUCGGCACGGCAGCGAGCCGGACACGGGAGCGGGCAGGCGGCGCCGCCGAGCAGCCGCGGCCGUGGAAGGGCGCUGUGCUGCCCCAGGCUGCGACGCCGGCGUCUGCCAAGAAAAAGACGGCAGCAGCAGCAGCAGCAGCAGCAGCGAUGGCUGUAUACCGCGACUCGGACGACGAAGACGAGGGAGCAGCUGCAGCGACGCCGGCCAAGCAGCGCCAGACGCCGUCCAAGUCGCAGCGGAGCGAGACGGACCUGCUGCGGCGCAACCCGCUGAUGCACUACAGCCAGCAGGAGCAGCAGCGCGCCGCUGAGCCCGCUCGCGCGCCCGUCGAGGCAGCCAGCGAGGGCGACAGGCAUCGGCCGAAGAGCAAGCCUGCAGAGGCCAGGUCAGGCAGCGGCAGCAGCAGCAGUAAGAGCAAGGACAAAGACGGGAGCAAGAAGUCGAGCCGGCGGGAGCGCGAGAAAGCCGAAAAGGCGUCGGACAGGGAGAAGAAGCCCGAGCGACACGCAUUCAACCUCGAGCUCCUCUACCCGCCUGGCCAGGCCGAGCGGUGCAUUGACGAAGUCAUGGCCCAGCAGCGGCUCGGCGAAGAGAAGUCAGCCUCCUCGCACGACGAUGACCCCUGGGCCCACCUCGAUGCACUCGAGCGGCGGUGGUGGCCCGAGAUGCACAGCGCACCGCACCAGUCUGCGCAGGAGUCGAUGCAGAUUGACGGGGAAGAGGAGGACGAGGAGGACGAGGAAGAGGAGGAAGAAGAGGAAGAGGAGGAAGAAGAGGACGUGACUGCCUCGCCGGCCAAGAAGCGGGUCAAGCGCGAGCCGACGGUGACGGCCUUUACGCGCGCAGCCCAGGACGACGUCGCCGCCAUGUUCAACCCGGGCAACGUGGACGACGACGACAGUGAUGAAGACGACGAUGACAGCGGCGACUCGUCCGACGAGGAGGAGGCCGUCGACGAAAACAUGCUCACGCCCGCCCCGCCGCAGCCCAGCUCGCUGCAGCGGCCUGCCGACGACGACGACGACGCGCAGGCGCAGCCGACGCCCGUGCGACGGCCGCUGGGGGCCAAGGCGGCCGAUGCGCGCCCACUGGCCGAAAGCACCCCGCUGGCGAUGGCUACUCCUGCUGCGCCCAGGGCGAGCCCCGACACGGCGCAGAGGGCUGCCCAAGCCAAGCGCAUCGAGUCGCACGUCUAUAUGGACGAGGACGGGGAGGAGGACGGGCCGCAGCGGCAGCGGCAGCACGACGAGUUCCAGCAGGAAGAACAGCAGCAGCAGCAGCAGGGGCACAAGGGGCAGGGGCAGCAAGCGAACGAGGACGAGGACGAGGACGAAGAGCAGCAGGAGUUCCAGCCGGAAGAGUACUACGACGACGAGGAAGAGGAGCCGCCGCUGUACCCCAACGAGCGGCGCUACGUCGGCAAGGCGCCCUCGCUGUCGUGCAUCGCCGAGAUGACCGAGAUGACGCGCCUCACUGCCCCGCCCACGCCCUCGGCCUCGACGACGUACUCCUCGUCGCGCCGCGCCACCCUUGUGGAUGUCGACGCUGAUGUCGACACGGCACCCACCGACACGGCCGCAGGUGCGACGACGACGGCUGCGACGGCCGAAGCCGACCAGGGCUUUGUGGCCAGCGUGGCCAGCGUGGCCAGCGUGACCAGCAGCAGCGCAGUCGCCGUGGCAGCCGCAGCAGCAGCAGCAGCAGCAGCAGCAGCCGAGGCGUCCUUUGUCUCGUCGGCCGAGGAUGCGCCCCGCGACUUUGGCGACGAGGACCCGUCGCGGUGGGAGGGCAGCAACUGGGGCGAGAUCGACGGCGACGAGGACCGCCGGCUGCCCAAGGGCUUCACCAUCGAGUGCCGGCCCAUCGACGAUGACGAUGACGAUGGCGAUGAAGAGGCAGGCAACGACAGGGCAGAGACGCACGAGGCCCUCGACAGGAGCCUCGUUGUCGUGGAAAGUGCGCCUGUCGCAGUGGCAGCAGCAGAGUCAGCAGAAGCAGCGGCAGCAGAGACAGCCAGCGGCGGCAGUGGCGGCCGUGGCAGCGGCAAUGACGGCGACAUCAUCGACCACAUGGGCCAGAUCGACGCCGUGCUCGCGCGCCUCGAGCUUCCCGUCGAGUCGUCGAGCGACUACUAUGACCGCUCCCAGCAUGUGUCGCAGCGCCUGGCGGACCUCGAGCGGCGGUGGGUGGUGCAGCAGCAGCAGCAGCAGCGGCGCAAGUCGGCCAAGGGCGGCAGCCGCAGCAGCAGCCCGGCACCCCAGUCGCCGUGGCGCCUCGACAUCGACGGCCACUGCUUCGACGUCAAGGCCAAGCUCGGCGAGGGCGGCUUUGGCGCCGUGUACCUGGCCUACGACGCCGACGACUGCGUGCCUGCGCCCAAGCGUGUCCUGGGCGGCAUCGUGGGCGACUCGAGCCAGAUUUCGGGUGGCGUGCAAGGCGACGACAGUGAUAACGACGAUGACGACGACGACGACGACGACGAGGAAAGAGAGCGCAAGAAACUCGUCGCCAUCAAGGUCGAGGCGCCUCCCAAUCGCUGGGAGUUCUACAUCCUCGGCCAGCUGCGCGCGCGGAUGCAGGGCAGUGCGCGGGGCGUGCAGCUCCUCCAGUCGAUUGUCUCGGCCAGGCGCUUCUACAAGUUUGCCGACGAGAGUCUGCUUAUUCUCGAGUACGGCGAAAAGGGCACCCUGCUCGACGUCGUCAACCAUGCCACGCGGGCAGGUGUCGCUGCCGUGGCCGCGCCUGUCUCUGCGCCCGCCAUGGCUGUAUCCAGCGCGCUGUCCUCGUCGCCCACGAAGCGGCCCAACGGCGGCGGCGGCGGCUUUGGCGCGACUGAGAUGGCGACGGGGGCUGCGGGGCUAGACGAGGUGCUGGCCAUGUUCUUUACCAUUGAGCUCCUCCGCCUCGUCGAGGCCAUGCACGCCGUCGGCCUCAUCCACGGCGACAUCAAGAUCGACAACUGCCUGCUGCGCCUCGACGAGCCAGGCGCCACCGAGGUGUGGACCAACCACUACCAGGCCGACGGCAGCGACGCCUGGUCGACCAAGGGCCUCACCCUCAUCGACUUUGGCCGGGCCAUUGACACGCGCCUCUUUGCGCCCCACGCCCGCUUCACCGCCAACUGGGCCCCCACCGAGGCCGACUGCGACGCCGUGAGGCACGGCCGCGAGUACCGCUUCGACAUUGACCACUGGGGCCUCGCCAGCGUCGCCUACUGCCUCCUCUUUGGCCGCUACCUCGAGGCGGAGAUGCCUGCCUCCGACGCUGAUGCUGACGCCGGCACUGCCACGGGCCGCCGCUUCCGGAUCCGCGGCACCCUCCGCCGCUACUGGCAGGUGGACCUCUGGACGCGGCUAUUUGACCUCUGCCUCAACUCGUCCUCCUCCUCGCCCAACGACAAGGGCGCAAACACCGACGCCGACCGCGACCUCGAGACGGAGCGGCACCUCGGCGUGCUGCGCGGCGACAUGGAGGCCUGGCUCGCCGCAAACUGCUACCGCGCAGGCAAGAACCUCAAGGGCAGCCUCAAGAAGCUCGAGCUGUGGGCCAUGGCGCGCGCCGUGCUGUAG
Molecule: messenger RNA, 4497 nt
Organism: Acaromyces ingoldii
Lineage: Eukaryota; Fungi; Basidiomycota; Exobasidiomycetes; Exobasidiales; Cryptobasidiaceae
Exons: 1
Coding region: 1-4497 (1498 amino acids)
Biological process (GO): meiotic sister chromatid cohesion, centromeric; mitotic spindle assembly checkpoint signaling; protein phosphorylation
Molecular function (GO): protein kinase activity; ATP binding
Source: RefSeq, a predicted model, not a curated record